This is a messenger RNA of Dicrocoelium dendriticum, 318 nucleotides long. The record is from the annotation of a GenBank genome assembly. NCBI's taxonomy places the organism in Eukaryota, Metazoa, Platyhelminthes, Trematoda, Plagiorchiida, Dicrocoeliidae.
AUGCAUGUUCUUUACUUGACCCAGCUCCCGGAAAUGGUUACGUUUGACUUCCUGUGCCGAAAAGCUGGUGAGGAAAGGAGUCGCCGAUUUUCGAAUAGAACAGUUGUAAAACUGGAACUGUACUUCCCAGUUGUCCGUCAUCCCUUCACUUAUGAAGAAAAUAAAUACCUCACGUUUGCUAUGAAGAUAAGAACAUUACAGGGCAAAUGCUUAUAUCCUGUUCAGUUCAGACCCGAGACGUCUUUCUAUGAAGCAAGUAACUAUGAUUGGCCGGAAAGUGGAUACUGUGAGUCAGCAGCGAUUAGUUCCUUAACUUAA